AUGCCUGUACAAGCUCCACAAUGGACGGAUUUUCUCUCCUGCCCAAUUUGCACACAGACUUUCGACGAAACAAUCCGAAAGCCCAUCAGCUUGGGUUGCGGCCACACUGUCUGCAAGAUGUGCCUCAACAAGCUCCACCGUAAGGCAUGCCCUUUUGACCAGACCACUAUCAAUACAGACAUUGAACUCCUUCCUGUGAACUCAGCCUUGCUGCAACUAGUGGGUGCUCAGGUUCCUGAGCAGCAGCCGAUUACUUUAUGUAGCGGAGCUGAAGAUACCAAGCAUUAUGAGGAGGGCAAGAAAUGUGUGGAAGAAUUAGCGUUGUACCUCAAACCACUCAGCAGCGCAAGAGGUGUGGGUCUUAACAGUACUACUCAGAGCGUGCUAAGUCGUCCCAUGCAAAGGAAACUGGUGACAUUAGUUCAUUGCCAGCUAGUGGAGGAAGAAGGGCGGAUCAGAGCCAUGCGUGCAGCACGGUCGCUUGGUGAAAGAACAGUUACAGAGCUCAUUCUUCAGCAUCAAAAUCCUCAACAGCUCUCUUCCAACCUCUGGGCUGCAGUGAGAGCCAGAGGAUGCCAGUUCCUUGGACCAGCAAUGCAAGAGGAGGCUUUAAAGCUGGUUCUACUGGCUCUGGAAGACGGAUCUGCUUUGUCCCGAAAGGUCUUGGUUCUCUUUGUGGUUCAGAGACUGGAGCCGCGAUUUCCUCAGGCUUCUAAAACUAGCAUUGGGCAUGUUGUCCAGCUUCUUUACAGAGCCUCGUGCUUCAAGGUGACAAAGCGAGAUGAGGAUUCCUCCCUGAUGCAACUGAAGGAGGAAUUUCGGACGUACGAAGCUCUGAGAAGGGAACAUGAUUCCCAGAUAGUUCAAAUAGCCAUGGAAGCAGGUUUACGCAUUGCACCAGAUCAGUGGUCCUCACUGUUAUACGGAGACCAAUCUCACAAGUCCCACAUGCAGUCUAUCAUUGACAAGUUGCAGACCCCAGCCUCAUUUGCACAGAGUGUUCAGGAAUUAACUAUUGCUCUUCAGAGGACUGGAGAUCCAGCGAACCUGAAUCGACUUCGACCUCACCUAGAGCUCCUGGCAAAUAUUGAUCCCAGUCCAGAUGCUCCACCUCCAACAUGGGAACAACUGGAAAAUGGGCUAGUUGCUGUGAGGACUGUGGUUCAUGGCUUAGUUGAUUAUAUCCAGAAUCACAGCAAGAAAGGAACAGAUCAGCAACAGCCUCCUCAGCACAGCAAGUACAAGACAUACAUGUGCCGAGACAUGAAACAGAGAGGGGGAUGUCCCCGAGGGGCCAGCUGCACCUUUGCACAUUCACAAGAGGAGCUAGAAAAAUUCCGUAAAAUGAAUAAGCGUCUGGUUCCCAGAAGACCCCUGAGUGCCUCCCUGGGCCAGCUAAAUGAGGUGGGCCUGCCUUCAGGAGGUAUCCUCUCGGACGAAGGGGGAGUGGACUUGCCCAAUAGGAAAACUUCUGCUCUGCCAAAUGGAAUUGUGUCAACAGGCAGCACAGUGACGCAACUUAUUUCUCGAGGGACUGACUCUGGUUACGAAACUGCUCUGAAGCCAGGGAAGAUGGACCAUCUGAGUAGCAGUGCCCCUGGAUCCCCUCCUGACUUGCUGGAAUCUGUCCCCAAGAGCUCUAUUUCUGCCUUACCGGUGAACCCUCAUCCUGUCCCUGCUCGGGCACCAACGGAUCUGCCUUCGGUGUCUGUCACCAAGCAGUUGCAAAUGGUACCACGAGGGUCUCAGGUGUAUAAUACUCAGCAAGCAGAUAUGUUCUAUCAAGAUCCUAGAGGAGCUGCCCCACCAUUUGAGCCAGCACCCUACCAACAAGGAGUUUACUAUCCCACUCAGUCCAUGUCUCGCUUUGUCCGACCUCCUCCGUCAGCUCCCGAACCUGGUCCACCUUAUUUAGACCAUUACCCACCCUACCUUCAGGAUCGUGUGGUGAGCCCACAGUACACGCAGCCGCAGCAGUACCCCCCUAUGGGACAACCCAUAUACCCACCGCACUACGACAGCCGUCGAGUAUAUCCCCCUGUCCAGCCAUAUCAGCGAGAGGAGAUUGUCCGAGGAAGCCCUGUACCCAUUGAAAUUCCACAAGCAGCUGUACCUUCCUACGUACCCGAAUCCAGAGACAGAUACCAGCAAACAGAGGGUUAUUGCUCCGUGGCUCCACAUGUCAGUCAGAUCAGACCUUCGUGCCACAGGGUAUGAUUUUUAUAUUGCUUUUUUGUAGUUUGAGAGAAAAAAUACAAACUACUUGAACCUCAUCCCAGCCUGGAUGAACUUCACCGACGAAGGAAGGAGAUCAUGGCCCAGCUAGAAGAGAGGAAGGUGAUUUCUCCACCUCCUUUUGCACCGUCACCAACCUUGCCUCAUCCAUUUCAUUCAGAGGAGUACUUGGAUGAAGACCUGAAGGUAGCUGGGAAAUACAAAGGAAAUGACUACAGCCAAUACUCUCCCUGGUCCUGUGACACCAUCGGCUCCUACAUUGGAACCAAAGAUGCAAAACCCAAAGACGUUGUGGCAGCAAGGAGUGUGGAGAUGGCGAACGUAGAUAGUAAAGCCAUGCGUGACCAGCGAUUAGACAUGCAGCGAAGGGCAGCAGAGACCGGUGAUGAUGACCUCAUUCCAUUUGGAGACCGACCAACUGUGUCGAGAUUUGGGGCUAUCUCUCGUACUUCCAAAGCGAUGUACCAGAAUUCUGGUCCCAUGCAGGCCAUGGCGGUUCAGGGAGCUACCACCAAAUCAAUCAUUUCAGACUACAAUCCGUAUGGAACUCACGGUGGCUGGGGAGGCUCUCCAUAUUCUCCUCAUCAAAAUAUACCUUCUCAGGGACGUUUCAAUGACAGGGAGAGACUGUCCAUGUCAGAUGUGGCUGGUCAUGGGAAGCAGUUGCCCUCGGCUGAACGAGAGCAGCAGCUGCGCAUGGAGCUGCAGCAAGUAGACCAUCAGAUUAGCCAGCAAACACAAAUGCGAGGACUAGAGGCUGUUAGUAACAGGCUGCUGUUGCAGAGGGAGGCGACUACCCUGGCAGGCCAACCACAGCCCCCACCCCCUCCUCCCAAGUGGCCUGGGAUGAUCUCAAGUGAACAGCUGAGCUUGGAGCUACACCAGGUGGAAAGGGAAAUUGGGAAGAGAACCCGUGAGCUGAGCAUGGAGAGCCAGUCUUCACUGGAUAUAAAAACCAAACUGGGCACCAGUAAACAGACAGAAAAUGGACAACUAGAACCGCAAAGCAAGGUUCCAGCUGAGGACCUCGCACUGACAUUCAGCAGUGAUGUUCCAAAUGGAUCAGCCUUGACCCAGGAGAACAUUGGCCUCCUGUCAAACAAGACGGCAUCUCUCAGCCUCUCAGAGGACCCGGAGGGAGGAGACAACCACGACUCCCAGAGAGCGGGAGUUACGCCCACGUCUGCUCCAUGAAGUGAGGCCAGCAUACCCCAGAGUUUCUUUUGCUGGGGUGUUGGUAGCUUCCAUCACGUUUUUUUCCAGGGGUGAUUGGAGAAACCCAGGAGAAACAGCAGUAGCAGAGCAGCAGGUCCAGAGGCAAUGUGCACAAACACAACUACUAGAAACAAAUCCUGCACAUAGUUCACAUUAACGCAUUUUUUAAUUAAAAAAAUGAAAAUUAGCAGUAUCUGCAAGCAAUUCAAAUUAAAUUUGUUUUUGUUCUGUGAAUGAACUUUAUUUUAAUAACUUUGGACGCCUUGGAUCCCAGGGCUUAAAAAAAAAGAUAUUAUAUAUAUACUCUGUUUGAUUAAUUGUAUGAUCUUAAUGAAGUAGGUUUUU
This is a messenger RNA of Cariama cristata (Red-legged seriema), 3795 nucleotides long. It is a transcript of the gene RC3H1, whose product is annotated as ring finger and CCCH-type domains 1. The transcript has 19 exons. NCBI's taxonomy places the organism in Eukaryota, Metazoa, Chordata, Aves, Cariamiformes, Cariamidae. Gene Ontology annotation, molecular function: metal ion binding. The record is from RefSeq and is a predicted model, not a curated record.